Molecule: messenger RNA, 1189 nt
Organism: Suncus etruscus (white-toothed pygmy shrew)
Lineage: Eukaryota; Metazoa; Chordata; Mammalia; Eulipotyphla; Soricidae
Product: V-type proton ATPase subunit S1-like protein
Exons: 7
Coding region: 26-1060 (344 amino acids)
Cellular component (GO): proton-transporting V-type ATPase complex
Source: RefSeq, a predicted model, not a curated record
CUUGACUUGAAGAGACUUAUUUCUGAUGGGAAGAAAAAUCUUGUUCAUUUUUUCACUUAUUUUUUUAUGUGUGGGAUUUUCACUAACUUUGGACCAGAUACUUGCCAGGAAGAAUGUAAGUUUCCUCUCUCGAACAUCUUCAGUUAAAGAAGUGGUCACAAACAGUGAUCAGCACAGUAAUGGAACUAUGAAAACAAUACAGAAUUUCACAGCAAAAGCAAUUACACAGGCUCUUCGCUACAAUCUGAGCACACAAGGACAUUUAGAAAAAGUGCCUUGGAAUGCAUUCAGCCAUCACAGCCCAGUUAAUGUCUCUAACCAUGGAAUUCCUUGCAUUCUCUUCUGGGCCAAAAGAAUAACAAUUAAAUUUAAGAACCAGACCCAGUUGGACCUUACAGAUGAGGCUUUUGGCCAGAAGGCAACAGUGGAUGCUGACAACUCAAAUUGCAGUGAAGAAAGUGCCAUGUUGUCUCUGAAGUUUGUUGAUGUUGAGAAUCUCAAAGGUUUAGAUCUAAGAUUCAUCCUUACCAAUUACAACAAGUUGUCCAUGCAGAGCUGGUUUAGUGUGCGCCGAGUGGAGAUUAUUUCUAAUAACUCAAUCAAAGCAACUUUCAAUGCAACUGACAUUUAUGCCCCAUCAAGUUAUUCUUAUCACUGCCAGCACGUCAGCAAUCUCCAGAGAUACGAUGCCCUCUUGUUGCCCAGUGACACGGAUGAUAUGUCAAGCCUGUGGGAAGUCACUUUUGUUGAUUUUCAGAUCCAAGGCUUUACCAUCAAGGGGGGGCAGUUUGCCAAAGCCCGAGACUGUGCCUCUUCCUUCUCACCAGCCAUUCUGAUUGGCCUGGCCAUGUCCCUGAUCCUGUUGCUGGUGCUGGCCUAUGCCCUUCACAUGCUCAUCUACCUGCGAUAUUUGGACCGGCACUACGAUUUCAUUGCCUCUCCUACACACUUACCUCAGUUGAAAUCUCGAGAUGCAGCUGAAGAAAAGGAGUUGCUGAGGAGCCAGGGAGUUGAAUGCUAUGAACUGAGAAGCCAACAGAUCUGCAAAAUUUAUAUUUAACAGCAUGGACUCCCUCUCCUAUUCAAAGCUUACACUGAAAUCUUUUUGUUUUUUGUUUCUUUUGAUUUGGGGUUUAAGAAUCUUGUUGAAUGACUUGCUUAAAAAUAAAUAAAGAAAACACAAAGUGAA